AAAAACGUCAUAAUAAUGGAAAUAAUGAUAAUGACGAUAAUGAUAAUAACGUGGAAACAUUAAGAAAGAGAAUAAAGAUUAAUGAUGAUGAUGAUGAUGAUGACGACGAUAAAACUUAUAAAAUUAUUGCUCAUAAAUUAAAUGAUUUAGAAACAAUUAAUAAUUUGUUUUCUGAUGUUAAUAACAAUAAAAUUAAUAAUAAACACGAAGAAUAA
Molecule: messenger RNA, 215 nt
Organism: Dentiscutata erythropus
Lineage: Eukaryota; Fungi; Glomeromycota; Glomeromycetes; Diversisporales; Gigasporaceae
Source: the annotation of a GenBank genome assembly